AUCGGAAAUGAGGUCAUUCGCCAGAACCGGAACACCUUCCUCUGCUUCUCUUGUGCUGUUAUUGUGCCCGAAGCAAGAAAAAGCGUAGAGCGGUCAGUGCAGCGAACAGAUACCGGCGGAGAGCAGUGAGCAUGUCUGAUCAGGUGAGACGCUUUUGUAGAGCGGGCGGACGACAGAAGGUCUCUGGGAUGUGCGUGUCUCGUUAUGUGUGUCUGGAGAGCUGGCUAUAGAUGUAAACAAGAAGCGAAACCAUCUAGCGAGGAUCUAGGAGACAAAAAAGAUGGAGGGGAUUAUAUCAAACUCAAAGUCAUUGGACAGGACAGCAGUGAAAUUCACUUCAAGGUAAAGAUGACAACGCAUCUCAAAAAGCUGAAAGAGUCAUACUGUCAGAGACAGGGCGUUCCAAUGAAUUCUCUCAGGUUUUUGUUUGAAGGGCAAAGAAUCUCAGAUCACCAGACUCCUAAGGAGCUCGGAAUGGAGGAAGAGGAUGUUAUUGAAGUUUAUCAGGAACAGACUGGGGGCCACUCGACAUUUUAAAUUCUCUCUCUCUCUCUCCCUCCAUUUUUUUUUUUUUUAAUUAUUAUUAUUUUGUACUUUUUUUUUUUUUUUUGUAAUGUUUACCUCUCCUUCCCCUUGAUACUCUGUCUCCUUUCAUGUAAUCAGCCAGAUGUCUGUGGCAUCUAUAUCACCUCAUUUUACUAGCUUCAUCAGUAUGAGAAAAGUCACCUCUGCGAAUAUCGCCACUCCAGACUGUUUUAUCUUCAUCUGUUUUGGUCUUCAAGGAUAUUGAUUGGAAUUUACAUUCUAAAAUUACUUGGUUGCUUGGGACAUGAGAUGAGUAUUUUCUGGGGAUUUAGGAAGCAAGAACGUUUUUUUUGGGGGGGGGGGAUUCUUGCACUUCAAACCAUCAAAUCAUCAAAUUAAUUGUUCACCAUUACUGUUAUCGUUCCAGCGCCUGCCUAGAAGAUGUAGGAGUUGUGUUUUUAGAUACAAGUUGUCAUGCAAUCACCCCCUAUGAAAUGUUCACUGUAUCUUUUAUUUUUGUGGGGCAUGGGUUUUAAAAAAAGGAAGAAAAAAAAGUAAAAAAAAAAAGUGUCUGUAUUGGCUUAAUUCAAGUUGCAGUUCUAUUAAAAAAAAGCAAAAACAUU
Xenopus laevis (African clawed frog) is the source of this 1148-nucleotide messenger RNA. It is a transcript of the gene sumo1.L, whose product is annotated as small ubiquitin like modifier 1 L homeolog. Gene Ontology annotation, cellular component: cytoplasm; nuclear speck; plasma membrane. The record is from RefSeq and is a predicted model, not a curated record. The coding region runs from base 205 to 537 and encodes 110 amino acids. NCBI's taxonomy places the organism in Eukaryota, Metazoa, Chordata, Amphibia, Anura, Pipidae. The transcript is spliced from 5 exons.